AUGCCCGCCAAGUCCAAGUACAACCUGGUGGAUGACCGGCACGACCUCCGCAUCCCCCUGCACAACGAGGACGCCUUCCAGCACGGCAUCUGCUUCGAGGCCAAGUACAUCGGGAGCCUGGAUGUGCCGCGGCCAAACAGCCGGGUGGAGAUCGUGACAGCCAUGCGGCGGAUCAGGUAUGAGUUUAAAGCCAAGAACAUCAAGAAGAAGAAAGUGAGUCUCAUCGUGUCAGUGGAUGGUGUGAAGGUUAUUCUGAAGAAGAAGAAGAAGAAAAAAGAAUGGGCCUGGGACGAGAACAAAAUGCUCGUCAUGCACGAUCCCAUCUACAGGAUAUUCUAUGUGUCGCAUGACUCCCAGGACCUAAAGAUCUUCAGCUACAUUGCUAGGGAUGGGUCUAGCAAUGUCUUCAGGUGCAACGUCUUCAAAUCCAAAAAGAAGAGCCAAGCCAUGCGGAUCGUCCGGACCGUGGGGCAGGCGUUUGAGGUUUGCCACAAGCUGAGCCUGCAGCACACCCAGCAGAACGCGGACGGACAGGAGGACGGGGACAGCGAGAGGAAUGGGGACGACCUGGAUGUUCCAGCAAGCUCCCGCUCCAAGCGGGCUGUGCUCUGCUCUGACACCGCUCCUGCAGCCUGCCGCCUCACCCGCGGCGUGACCGACCUCGACGCCGUGGGCAAGGAGGCGAGUGCCUAUGCCGAUGCCAAGGGCUGCCUCCACCCUGAAGACAUCCUGACAGCGUCACCCAAGAUGCUGCUGCCCUCAUCUGCCCAGCUGCCUGACCUGGGAACGCCCCUCUCUGCCCACCCCCAAAUCCAGAGCCGCCUGCAGCACCAGGGCAGCUCUGAUGCUCCAGCCCCUGCUAGCGACAGAUGCCGCUGGCGGGACCCUGCCUUUUGCAAAACACUCUCUGGGAAACCUGCCCAGAAGGACAGCUCGGACAGGGUCCACUUGCUGAAGGACCAGCUGGCCGCUGAGGCGGCGGCGCGGCUGGAGGCCCAGGCUCGCGUACACCAGCUCCUGCUCCAGAAUAAGGACUUGCUGCAGCACAUCUCACUCCUGGUCAAACAGGUGCAGGAGCUGGAGCUGAAGCUGGCGGGGAACACCACCACAGGCUCUCAGGACAGUCUGCUGGAGAUCACCUUCCGCUCCAACGUCCUCCCCGUCCUCUGCGACCCGACCACCCCGCAGCCCGAGGACCCCCCCCCGCCGCCACUGGGCCCCAGCUCGGGCUUCCCCAGCACCCUGGGCAGCCCCAUAGUGGACCAGAGCAUGUUUGAGAACGCCAGUGCCAGCACAGCACCCACCCCGCGGUCACAGCACGUCCCUGCUGCGCCGGGCUCCCUCCUGCCCUCCCGCCCUGCCAGCAGCCAGCACCUCCGCAACCUGGGCAAGGCUGUGGGGGCCAAGGUGAAUGAUCUCCUGCGCCGCAAGGAGCCGGCUGGCCUCCCCAGCGUGGGGGUGAUGGAGGUGAACGCCAGCGCUGGGGCCAUGCUGGUCACAGGGCUGCCGGCCAGCGAGGACGGGGCUUUGGGGAUGGACACCUUCCCCCGCCUGGACCCCCCGCCCCCUGUCACCAAGAAGCGGACGCCGCGUGCCCUGAAGACUCCACAGGACAUGCUCAUUGCACCACAGCCAGCAGGGACCAGCCCAAGGAGCAGCACGGAGGAGCCCCCUGAACUGCCCACAGCCCACCCCAACCCCGCAGAGGAGUGGCCAGGGACGAGGGACCCAUCCCCUCCAGAAUGCCCUGGGGUCCCCAGCAUGACCAGCAUCCCAGAGCCAAGCGGAGACCAGCCCGCCUCUGCCCUCCCUGUGCCCGACCUCAUUCAUAAAGGCAGCCUGGAGAGCCAGUGGCGAGCAGGCGAGAGGGCCACUGAGACCUCACCCCGCACAGAGAAGCCCUCCCGGAGACCAGGGCUGGAGCAUGAGCUGCCUGGGAGCACAGGGCAGCCAGAGCCAUGCACCCCUGGCCGCGAGGUGGAGGGGCCCCAUCCCGACCUGCUGUCCUUCGAGUAGCAGCAGGAGAGCCACGAUGGGGGCAUGGUGGGGGCUGGCUCUCCCAAACACAUCUCUCAGUGCCACUUGCCAAUUUUGGGGUCAUUAUUUUGGAGAGGGAGGAGCGCCAGGGUGGCAGAAGCCAUUGCUGCACCAGCAUGGGGUGUGGGGAGCCAUGACACCCCAUUUCUUCCCAAAUUCCCAGGAGGGGCACAGCCUGUCCUGCCAUGGCUUCUCCUGCCAAGGUGCCGCCAUCCUGUCUGCAGCCAGGGGCCAUGCUCAGCUGGGGACCAAGGGUGGGCUUGCUUAGCAGCCUGGGUCCUCAUGCAUGGGUGCAGAAAGGCCAGCCUGCCCCCAAGCCCGUCAACUGUGCUGGGGCGAGUGUCCCACAGGUAUCCCCCACAGUUCCCCACGUCUGGGCUGGCUGCCCCAGUCCAGAUCAUGUCCCAGCUUACAUCAUGUGCUUGCAGAGAUACCCUGUCCCAGUGUGCCAGCAGGUUCACCCAGCCCCUAGUGCCCAGUGCCAGGGAGCCGGGAUGACAGGUGGCCCCAAGACCUUCUGCAGGUGACAACCACUUGGCAUUCGUCCUCCCAAUGCCAUCUCACUUUGCAGAGGAGCCCCAGCCACAGGAGACCCGCUUGUGGUGCAGGCUCUGGGAGGGAGCAGGUCUGGAUGCCUGGGGCUGCAUGGCUGCUGGCCAGUGGGCUCUGGCGGGAAGUCAAGCUCCCUGCGAGACCCCCUCCAGUUUCCGCUUGUUUCCUGGUCUCGCCCCAGCCACCAUGGACCAGACCGACCUGCCCAGGCAGGCAGCCCACUCCAUAUGGUCCAGGGCCACUGCUCUCCUUUAUUUACUGGGACAGUGAUGUCUUCGCGGGACUGGGAUGCAGGAAACCACGCGGUCCUUGGAUACUGCUCUAUGAUUGUUUCCCCAUGGAUUACAGGAGAGGUUAGCCAGCCUGUAGACCCCUGGGCCAGCGUAAGGAAGCAGCUGUGAAAUGGCAGUUUUCUUAGAGCUUUUAUGUGUAUCCUCACCGCAAAGGUGAUUUUGAGAGGAAAAGCUCUGAAGUCUGGUUUUGGGCUGCAGGAGGCUAGGGGCUUGUGGAUGGGGCACCUCUGCCUGCAGCUCCUCCUGGGCCACGCAGGGCAGUUGGGCUGAAGAAAUGUCUUCCACCACAUUGUGGUCUAGCUGAAGGAAGGAGGCCGCAGGCCUGAGAGAUCCCUUUGGCCUGGGAGCAGCCGCUCUGCCUCCUUGCCCGUCACCGUGGCCGGGUGCCAUAGUGGUGCUGGGGCUUUGCAGCGCUUGGCCCCUGGGGAGGCCCCACUGGAGG
This is a messenger RNA of Egretta garzetta (little egret), 3324 nucleotides long. It is a transcript of the gene NOS1AP, whose product is annotated as nitric oxide synthase 1 adaptor protein. NCBI's taxonomy places the organism in Eukaryota, Metazoa, Chordata, Aves, Pelecaniformes, Ardeidae. The coding region runs from base 1 to 2016 and encodes 671 amino acids. The transcript is spliced from 13 exons. The record is from RefSeq and is a predicted model, not a curated record. Gene Ontology annotation, molecular function: nitric-oxide synthase binding.